AUGGCCCGCAACGGGUCCAAGGGUCCGAAGGGCAAACUACGUUCACAGUCGCCGAGCGGCAAGCGCAAGAACGAUUACUUGGUUUGUCCUCAGUGCCCUCCUGGCGCCAGUUGGAUCUGGAAGUCACAAACACUCAAGCCAGGACGUGAGAAAUGUAACAAAUGCGGCAUCUUCGACUGGACUUCUCUCCUUCGACCAGGUCCUGUGGUGCGCUUCCAGCUCGACACUGCCACGUCGGACCCCGCCGUCGCCGCCACCAUGCAGAAGGCAGUGGAGGCCCUCAAAGAGAAAGGAGACGAAGAUGGAGCUCGGAUCUUGGCUGAGAAGUUCCCCAAGGCACCAGAGCCCAGCCCGCCGCCAGCCAAGCCCACGGCCAAGCUGCUCGAGGAUUCAGCAGCUACCCUGCGCCGACUCCAUGGACAGCAAGAGCGCCUCAAGUCCCAGCUUCAGAGAGCCGCGGCCUGGCAAGACGAGUUGGUCGAAAAGCUCACCAGCAACAUCGACGAGGCCCAGCAAGUCUCAGCAGAGGUGGAACGGCUUUCAGCUCUUCUUCGGGGCAGUCGGUCAGAAGCUCCAUCUCAUACUCAAGUCGCAGAGGAUGGCGAAGAUGAGUUCCCCGCGCUGGAAGAAAGCGAUCUGGCUUUCCUCAGCCCCGAGGAGCGGGCCGCCUAUGACCAAGCGAAGGCAGUGCACGAACAGGCCAAGCAGGCCACGGAGAGCCACCGCCGCACAGGAGAGCAGGCUCGUGACGCCGUCGCUACCGCCAAGAAGCAUCGAGAGACCAUCACUGUCAAGAAACGCAAAGCACACGAAGGUGACCACCGCGGCGCCCCUGCGGCCACGGAUGCCGUUCAGAAAGGCGCAGAUACCGCCCCGACUGCCAACGAAUACGACUUCACGGACGCUGAGGAAGUAAAGCGCUUCAUUGAUGAGAAGACCCGUAUUCGAGCAGCUCAGGCAGAAGCGGGGGACUGCAGUGCUCCUAGCCCAAGCUUCCAGCGCCUCUCGCAGAAAGACCUGCGCAUCUUCUAUGCAAACAUCAGCAACUUCUCCUACGCCGUCCGCGAGUUCUGCAGGGACGCGCCAUGCGACUUCAUGGGGUUUGUGGAAACCCACCUGUAUGGCAAGCAGUUAGAGGACGAGCAGCGACACCUCAGAGGCAUGGGUUGGCGCUCUGAGUAUACGACAUCACCAGCCACGCCGGCGUCAGGGAAGGGCAGCUCUGGGGGGGCUCUCUGGGCGCGGGCGAGGCAAUUCAAUACCUUUCCGCAUCUCACCACUGUGGGUGGCGACGACCUCCUGGGCCAGCAGCUCCACGGUGCGGCGGUCACCAUGGUCCGCCUCAGACACGUCACUGUCGCCCUCAUCACAGUCUACCUCGCCUCGGAUCCCAAGGGGCUGGACCUACCAGCCAACAUCUCCAAGCUCAACCAGUUGCUGACACUCGUGCGCACGCUGGGCACGCCGCGGAUGGUCUACGGCGAUUUCAACAGUACACCAAAGCAGUUCAAGGCCUCGCGCUGGCACGAGGCAUUCGCAGCCGAGUAUCUCCAGCCAGACUGCGAUUUCACUUGUGCAGGAAGCUCAGGGCGUAUGAUAGAUUGGGGUCUAUGUUCGCCAACCUUCCUGCCGCUCGCCAAGUCCGCCGAGCCAGUGUACCAGGUGCCGUGGCAACCGCACGUGGGCAUCGAUAUCCGAAUGCAUUCGGGACCAGCAGCAGUUAUUUGCACCAGGACCCUGCUGCCAGCCCCCAUCGAGAUCCCAGAUCACGUGAUCCAGAUCGAGAAAGGGUUCAAGAGGAAACAUAAUGAUCGUCACCCCCACGCGCAGCUAUACCAUACUGAAGAUGGAGACCCCAUUGGCCACGGCACCGACGUCCACAGCCACCUGCUGCAGGACCACUACGUCAAGAAUGUGCCGUACAUCGUGGAUACUGACGCCUGGGAAUACCACAAGACCCAGGUUCAGGACAUCCCCAUCUUGGACGCCAGCUCCGAAUCGCAGCAGCGCACAGCCUACGCACUCGAUCCAGCUGCAGCUUGCGACCCCGCCGAGUCGUAUGGAAGAUGGGCUAUGGCCGCGGAGGCCUCUUUGCUCAGCCUAUCGGACGAGAUACCGAUCAGCGAUGAGCGACGCAGAGGACAACCGCUACGUUAUCGGCUUGGGCAGAUGAUACGCCAGCCCGACCCCUUGCACAUCCAAGCAGGCACCAAGCAAAUGGAUACCAACGCUUGGAUCAGCCUCACCAGCCAGCUCCAAGUCUUUUUCAAGCAGUGCGAACGGAACCACUCAAACAAAGACACAAACUUUGACAACAUCAGGCCCAAGACGGUGGACCAACGUGACCAACAAAUUGCUGAUGCUGUACUGGAAGACCCUAUAGCGCGCCUGGUUGCCCGUACGCCGUCAUACCAGUGCUACCCGUGGGCGGAAGUCCCAUUUAGAAGCCAGCUACACUUUCCUGGUCACGAUACACCGACCGCUCGGCCGUACACUACUCACGCUGAACCUCGCUCCAUCCCCGUGACCACCACCAUGGGCGACGCAGAGGCCGACCCCUUCGACGCGGUCAACUGCUACGACGACGGCCUCGACUACCUGGAGCUGCUGCAGCGCGAGCCUGAGAACCCAGGAGUGGCGCCCAGUGGCGAACCUGUGGCGAACAAUACCUCCAGCGAGAGUGACAGCGAGAACGAGCAGGAACCCACCAUCGUUGGAGAAGCAGAGCUGUUCAGCCACCUACACCAGGAAUCGGCCACUGGUAGUGACGCGGGGGCGACACUG
Prorocentrum cordatum is the source of this 2784-nucleotide messenger RNA. Lineage: Eukaryota; Dinophyceae; Prorocentrales; Prorocentraceae. The record is from the annotation of a GenBank genome assembly.